UCCAACCUCCAACUACUGUGAGUCUGUGACUGUUAACCCCAAAACCCUAAAUCCAUCAUAUCUCCGCUGAGUGCUCCAAUGGCUUCUCGCUGCAGAUCUUUCUCGAAGCCGGCUUUCUCUCUUCUCAAAUCCGCCGUCAACAAACCGGCGUUCAAGGCCACUCCAAUGUCCUCUCUCCCCACCGCCCGCCCUUCUAUCAAUCUCCCAAGGCCGUUUCCUCAGUUGGGUUGUCUGCAAUCUCUGCUUCCAUUUCACACGGCGGUGUCUUCAGCCCGGCUCACGUCGUGCCUCGGCAUUGACUCGAGGAGCUCGAGGUCGUUGUCUCAGGGUAUGCUCGGUGCAAACCCAGGAGUUUGAUUUCUCCAAUGUUUUGUAUUUAUUAUCUAAAUAGGUCUCAGCGUGCCUCGAUAAGAGAUUGAAGAAGUUGGAAGAUAGAGGCCAAUGGAUGAGUCUCAUCACCUCUGCUAUCAGCAAGUCCUUUUCAUCUUGGAGUUAAGAUUUAAACAGUUUUGUAACACAGUAGCUGCAAGAAUUGAAUGCUCUGACUCUUGUUUAAAUUCUCCUUCAAAUAUUUCUUUUACCUUCCCCAUGGAUAUCGUAGGAAUAUUCCAGUCUAUACCGAUACAUACUCAUGCAUGCCAUACACCACAGCAUAGUAGAAUUGUCGGCAUUUUCCGUAUGCUCUAUAGCAGCACAGCAGCAAUGUAGAGGAGAAAAUAAUAGUGAUGAGUUUGUCACAUUUCAAAGGGUGAUAUUUUGGCUUGUGUUCUAAGUUACAGUUAUACAUUUUUUCUCUAUUUACCUGAAAAUAAAGUAAAGGUGCCAUUGCCAAGGUGGGGAACUGGGUUUCUGUCACGUAGCAGUCAAUUUGAAAAAAAGGACAGGAUAAAAAGUGAAGCGCAGGUGAGGAUGCGGGGCGGUCGAUGUGAUAAAUUGAUGGUGUCCAAAAUGUCUCCCAUAUGUUUUUAAAAGGAGCAUUGGCCUUGGUCCCAAUAUGUCUCCUACCUCCUCCAUCACACGAUACACUUGCAUGUGCACUUCUUUCAGACUGAAACUAUGUUCAUGUACGGAACUCAUUGUCAAUGUGUCACUUCCCAAGCAUGAUUGAAAUGUAACGAAAAUCUAAUCAGUUGUUUCGUAUUCAAGAGGUUUGCAGCUCAAGUUGUUAAUUGUGCUUAUCCUUUGCCCAA
Messenger RNA from Malus domestica (apple), 1190 nucleotides. RefSeq names its product protein NONRESPONDING TO OXYLIPINS 2, mitochondrial-like. NCBI's taxonomy places the organism in Eukaryota, Viridiplantae, Streptophyta, Magnoliopsida, Rosales, Rosaceae. The record is from RefSeq and is a predicted model, not a curated record.